UUUAGGGGAUGGACGUAUGAAGAGAAGAGCGUCAGCGAUGUCCGAUCAACGACCACAUUACUCGCCCGUAUCGUUAUUGCAAAGGUAAAGAAUGAACAGCGUCUAAUCCAACUUCUACGCAAUGUUCCCGUCGUCAAUGGGGACAUGAACCGGAGAUGUCGUGCAUGGGUUGCGCAGGCUCUAGCAGAGAUCGCGAAAGACGGGAACUGCGUGGGUUCUUCUCAGCUGGAUUGGAGGACCGUUGAGGCGUUCGCAAGGCAAUAUGUUGCCCAGAAAACUACUGCAGGGAGGUAUGCGAAGGCAGAGGAUAUGUUGAAGCCUAAACCGACUUAUGAUUUGAUCGAAGGGAAGGAGACCGUGUCUUAAGGUGGAAAUAGUGGCGUCGAUUCAAAGCACACAUAUUUCACCACUCGCCCCACCAUUCGUUGCGAGUUCUUUCCAGUUCUAGUUCUUCAAGAUAGGCGUGAAGUAGGGAAUGGAGAAUGCCCUGCCAUUCAAGUCUAGUCCGGUUUCCAAACUAAGCAGUGGUGAAUUUCCAAUAGGAAGGAUACCACCCGGAGAACUCCCAAUCAAUAAUUGCAACC
Molecule: messenger RNA, 584 nt
Organism: Mytilinidion resinicola
Lineage: Eukaryota; Fungi; Ascomycota; Dothideomycetes; Mytilinidiales; Mytilinidiaceae
Exons: 1
Source: RefSeq, a predicted model, not a curated record